This is a messenger RNA of Prorocentrum cordatum, 1169 nucleotides long. NCBI's taxonomy places the organism in Eukaryota, Dinophyceae, Prorocentrales, Prorocentraceae. The record is from the annotation of a GenBank genome assembly.
GUUCUUCGGUGGGGUUUCCUGCCCUCCCGUCCUUGCAGCCCUCCAGUCAGCUGCCAUCCGCGGGCUGGAGUUGGCGGCUCUGCGCCAGGUGGUGAUCUCGACGGUGCAGAGCUGCCCUCCUGUGUCGCUGGCAUGCCCGCGGGCGAACAUUUCCUGCCCCGCGCCCUUCUGCCCAGCGUCCGUGUGCACGGCGCCGCUGGUCAACGUGAGCUGCCCUCCCUGCGAGGGCGUGGCGGGCCUCGCGGUGAGGCGAGCAUGGACCGAGGAAAAGGUGUCCUUCGGCAUCCUCGGCGCGGUCGCAGGCGCGGUGGCCACCUCAGCUGCUCACAGUCAGAGGCGUGGCUCGUCGGAGGUGGAGUCGGUCGAGGCGCGUGCGAGGCAGCAGGUGGCUCUGUUGGGGCUCCGCAGUGGCGCGGCCAGUGUGGCCUUCCCUGCGCUCGUCUCGACGCUGACGGCCGACGGAGAUCAUCACGCUGAGAGCACUCGCUGUGAUGAUGUGGCGGAGCUGCGCUGGUCACGGACUCAGGGCUCUACCCCGCCUGGCGUCGACCCCGUGCAGGUGCACCGUUUCAGGCAGUUGCCGACCGCGGCCGAGCUCGAGCAGCUCCAGCGCGAUUGCGCCUUGAUGGUGGGCGGAGUCAUGCCAGCCGCUGCGGGAGCUGCAGGAGAGGCGGGCGUGGUGGCCCGCGCGGGUGCCCAUGCCGCCGCCCCGGUGGUCGCGCACUCGGUCUGGCUCGCCACGGAGACUUUCGCGGGCUCAGGUGGUCUCGCGACGGCCAGGCUGGUGCUCGCUGGCGAGAUCGAUGCGUUCGUGAUCAACGGUCUCCGCGCGCUCCCAGCGAAGUUCAGCCAGGUGAUGUGCAGGGUGAUCGAGUCCAUGGUCGGCGUGGACCUGCUCGACGCCCCCGCGCUGCAGAUAGCCGAGCUCCUCUGCCGCCGCCUGCAGGUGAUCGAGGGCGCCCGCGCGGUCUUGCCCUCGGCGCCAGACUACUCGGCGGCGGACGAGUACAUGGGCUGGGCGGCCCAUCGCGGGGCAGCAGCGGUGGCGCCUCAGCUGCAGAAGCACGCGGCGGCCAACCUUCGCGACGAGGCCGCGGUGCUCAAGGAGGCUAGGAAGGUGAAGGAGGAGCAGAAGCUGCGCCGCGGCCCCAAGGGCGGCGGCGGCAAGG